AUGUAAUUUAUUCCUGUGAUAAAAGCCAACAUUUUCAGCAUCAUUAUAGUCUUUGCUGUCAAAUGAUCUUUCAGAAAUCUUUCUUAUAUUCUUACUUGGUGGGCAUUUAUUAUCAGUUACUAUUGUUUCCCAAUUAUUACUAGUGGUUCUUAUUAUUAAUGUUGAGUUUUUCAGUAAUACUCCAGAGCAGAGCAGGAAAAAGCAUGUGUGUGAGAAAACAAAAUAUGUCAUUUUUGCUAACUAAUAGUGAUUGAUUUGCUUUGCAUGUUGUCAUUUCUGUGUAGUCUUUUCUGUAAAGUCCUAAUGUUUUGUGUAGAUGAUUAUGUGCAUGCAUAGAAUCUUUCCACCUAGAACAGUGGUUCUCAAACACACCUGAUUAAAUCAAAACUAACAAUUUUCAAACAAAUAAAUACAUUAUUGAUGCACUUCUGCCAAUCAAAAAGUAAUAAUGUGUGUUAAAAAACUUUUAAAUGCACACAUCUUUAUAGAAAAAAUUUAUUUAAAUAAAACAAUCAAAAUUUUCCAGUGUUUGGGAACUGCUAAUCUAGUAGAUCCUUUGACCUUGGUCUGACCUCUAGGGAGCUAUGCUGAAUUUCUGGACAGAAGGUUUUUAAAAGAAAUCUUCUGUAAGUCCCAACAUGUCAACAGUGAGCCAUCUCACAGGAAGUGCUGAACUUAGCUCAGGCCAGGUGUGGACUCGCUGAGCUCUUUGAUCUUCAUCUGUACUUGCUUCUGGACUCAUGUAAGACCGAGCAGAAGCAGAACCAUGUCAGAAACCCUCCAGCUGCCCGCGCUGCAGAUCCAGGGCCCGGUAGACGGUGAGUGCAAUGUAUGCGAGGUGGAUCUGGCCCUGUCCAGCUCGUCCAGCCCGUCUCUGCGGCGCAAGCGCUUUAAAAUGCACCGUAUGAAGAACGUCAUGAGCGAGAAGGAGCAGCUGGAGAAGGAACAACUUCAGCGUUCCGGGAGUAAGGAGUACCUGCAGCUUCCGUCUAUUGAGAUCACGCCAUCCAGCGAUGAGGACGCAGCGUGGUCGAGUUGUUCCACCCCUAGUGCCUCACCCCAACGCAGACGCUUCCUCCUGCGCAAGUGGCUGCGAGGAGGCGAGAAAAAAGAGCACGGCAGUGAGAGCAGCAGUCAGCAGAGCAGCCUGCAGAGCAGCCAUGAGGAAGAGUCCACACGCUACCUGAGCCCCAACACCCGUGACGACAGCACUGCCAGUAACUCGAACCGCAGCUCGCCGGCCUGCUCACCCGUCCUGCGUAAACGCUCGCGCUCCCCAACGCCCCAGAGUCCAGAGGGAGAGAACAUGGUGGAAAAGAGCUCCGAUCAUUCCUCUGAUAAAUCCCCAUCCACCCCAGAACAAGCCGUCCAGCGCACCUACAGCCAGUCGCUUCACACCACCCGCCCCGGAGGGAAAAACUCCAAGAAGAGUCAAAGCUGGUAUAACGUUUUGAGCCCCACAUACAAACAGCGAAAUGAAGACUUCAGGAAGCUCUUUAAGCAGCUGCCCGACUCAGAGCGCCUCAUUGUGGACUACUCCUGUGCCCUGCAGAGAGAUAUCCUCCUGCAGGGUCGCCUCUACCUCUCCGAAAACUGGAUCUGUUUCUAUAGCAACAUAUUCCGCUGGGAAACGCUGCUGACUGUGAAGUUGAAAGAUGUUUGUUCCAUGACGAAAGAGAAGACGGCUAGACUCAUCCCCAAUGCCAUCCAGCUGUGCACAGACAGUGAAAAGCACUUUUUUACCUCAUUCGGGGCAAGAGAUCGGACAUACAUGAUGAUGUUCAGACUCUGGCAAAAUGCUCUUCUGGACAAGCCAUUGUGUCCUAAAGAGCUGUGGCACUUUGUCCAUCAGUGUUAUGGGAAUGAACUGGGUCUAACCAGUGAUGAUGAGGACUACGUACCUCCUGAUGACGACUUCAACAUCAUGGGCUGUUGCCCCUCUCCCUGGUGCAGGUACUGUGAGGAGAUUCCCGCCGAAGACAACGAGACCAAUGACACCUGCCCCAAAACCCCAGAUGCCAAAAUGGACAUCAGCCCCCAGCUCCACAGGAAGGUGUUCCCCAACAGCAGUCUGAACUCCACGGACAGCACAGAUGCUCCGGUCAACUUUGACUUGCCCCCAGUGGAGGACUUCAGUGGCUGCGUCCCAGAAGACCUCCUACCCCUGCCGUUACCUGACAACAAGCUGUCAGAGAGUAGCGGCUCCGCACAUGUCCCCGUCCCCUCACCUUCCCUUGACUUCAAUGACAACGAGGACCUCCCCACUGAACUCAGCGACUCCUCAGAAACACACGAUGAGGAAGGGGAAGUGCAAGCCUUCCAGGAAGAUCUGCAUGGGAAACUGUACAUUAAUGAAGUGUAUAAGUUCAGUGUGGAUAAACUGCAUGACAUCCUCUUCACUGAAUCGCAGUUCAUGAGAGAGUUUCUGGAGCAGAGACGCUUCUCAGAUGUGGUCUAUAACCCAUGGAGGAAAGAAAACACUGGCAAUAAGUCCAGAGAGAUCAUGUACACCAUCUCCCUCUCCAACCCACUGGCUCCAAAGACGGCCACAGUCACAGAGACGCAGACUCUGCUUAAGGCAAGUCAAGUGAGCGAGUGCUACAUCAUUGACGCUGAGGUGAUUGCUCACGAUGUCCCGUAUCACGAUUACUUUUACACGCUCAACCGCUACAUGCUCACUAGAGUCGCCAAGAACAAGUGCCGCCUGAGGGUGUCAGCUGAACUACGCUACAGGAAGCAGCCUUGGGGACUGGUCAAGGGCUUCAUUGAGAGAAACUUCUGGAGUGGCUUGGAUGAAUAUUUUAGAUAUUUAGAGCUGGAGUUGAGUAAGGUACAGCUGGUGCUAUCUGAACCUCACGGACAGUCUCCCAAAUCCAAAGGCCUACGCACAGCUACAGUGAGGCGGAGGAAACACCCACUGACGCACACGAGACAUCAGCACCUGGACGAGGCGCUCAGUCCCGUCACCACACCUGAGGAUGAGAAGAGUGUCAUCCAUCGCAUCAAACACGUGGCAGGAUCCACACAGACCAGACAUAUCCCUGACCACGGAUCGGAAGGCCUGGCUCUCUACAGCAUCUCCAAACUUCUGCUUAUAAUCAGCUCUGUUCUGGUGCUACUGGUAUUUUUGAACAUGAUGCUGUUUUAUAAGCUAUGGAUGCUGGAAUACACGGCUCAGAGUUUGACCUCCUGGCAGGGUCUCAGGUCUCAUGAAAGUAAACUUCCACAGACACAGAUCGAAUGGGCUCAACUUUUGGAGUCUCAGCAGCGUUACCAUGAAAACGAGCUGGAAAAAUGGAGGGAAAUAAUAAAGUCAUCUGUGCUGUUAUUAGAUGAGAUGAGAGAGUCUCUAAUGAAGCUACUGAAAGGUAUGGGGCUGAGAGACUACGAUUCAGACAGUGAAGAAAGCAGAAGUCGCCAUCACUGACGAACAGAGGCCCGGCUCAGCCGAUGUAAUGAACACCUCCACAUGUAAGCCACCAGAUGAGCUGGGCCGGGGCAUGGUAAGGGACGGCUCUCACGGUUCGGCUGCACCGCUGCGAGGCCUUUCUGACAACAGACACUGAUGCAAACCUAGUACUGUAAUUUCUCUGUCUUCUCUGCGAUGAAAGAGCUGAAAAAAUUGGAAGGAAUGCAGUCCCGUGAUCAUGGAUUCGGUCCGUUCAGCCAGGGCUAAAACAAACACACCAAAACGAUUGAACUGUCACUUCAAAACAGACACAGACUCUGGUUUAAACACUCGGAAAACUUGAGCGGAUGUUGGAUCUCGGCAGCAUCCCUUUUUUUUUUUAAACCUUUUGGAGUCUGGGACCAGAUAAAGAAAAUAUGGAGUUACUAUCAGCAAAUGUUACGACGACAUGUACACAUUUAUUUAUAAAAACAAAAUAUGGAAUUGAACGAUAUUAUGAUAAACAUGAAAAUAUAUCAUUUCUAUGUAGAGCUAUAUUUGUUGCCAGAGUUCAUUAGUAACAUUUGGCUUCCAUGGAGAAUCAAGGCUGGUUCCUUGAUAGCUUGCGCCAUGGUGCAUCAACUAUAUGCAACUGGUAUAUCCUCCCCUGUCUGGAGGAAUGACUUCCUCUGAUUGGUUGAUUUGCAAUGGCAAAAGAGCCACGGUCUCUAACAUUCCAUCUACUAAGCGCCAUCGGCUGCAUUCCAGUUUCCAUGCUACUGCACAGUAAAAGUACAUACUUACGGACUAUAAGUCGCACCUGAGUAUAAGUCGCAUCAGUCCAAAAAUACGUCAUGACGAGGAAAAAAACAUAUAUAAGUCGCACCGGACUUUAAGUCGCAUUUAUUUAGACUCAAGAACCAAGAGAAAACAUUACCGUCUACAGCCGCCAGAGGGCGCUCUAUGCUGCUCAGUGUAGACUACAGGAGCAGUGGCUCUCGUGGCUGUAGAUGGUAAUGUUUUCUGUUAGUUAAUUUCUCUUGGUUCAUGUCAAAUUAAUUUUGAUAAAUAAGUCACACCUGACUAUAAGUCGCAGGACCAGCCAAACUAUGAAAAAAAAGUGAGACUUAUAGUCCGGAAAAUACGGUAGUUAGGACACAGUUAAGCCACAAGUGUACGUUUUCCAUGUUCUGAUCCAUCGAGCGCACAGCUGAGUAUACUUCAGUUUUUAUGAAUAACCAAAUCACUUGCACAUUCACUGUCAGAUGACUUUGUCAGUUUAAUGUGCAGAGUAAACUAUAAAAAAACACUGUGCACAUGUGUUAACAUCAAACCAAAAAGGAAAACUAAUUAAAAAAAUAAAGAGUUGUAUCAAAAGAGUUGACUGUGAAGUCAAGCAACCGUGGUGUUUUCAGUUUCUAUCUCACAUUUAGAUUCUUGCUUCUGGCAUUUAGGUUUCAAAAGUCGUAAAAGUGUUGUUCAUUGGUGAAGAUAUUAUGAUGAACAAACAGUGCAAGAAUCAUAAACCAUUGUUGGUCACAGAGCUUACUUUCCACAAUAAACAAAAAAGCAGAUGGAAAAAUCCUUUCGGGUUUUUAUCGAGGGAACCAGGGUGAUAUGCCAUGACUUCAGCGCUCAAUUAUGAGGAAGAGUAUGGGAACUGGGAUGCAGCCAUCAAAUCAACCAAACCUCUCAUGCAGUGGUUAACCCCAGCCAAUAGCAUCCAUUCAUUUGUGAAUGAGUUAUUGUUACAUGAAUGUGUUUCUGUUCUCCCUCGGGGUUCAUUUAAAUCCUGCGGGCAGCUGUUAACAACUUCAUAUUGCCAAGCUUUGAUUUUAAAGCCAUUCCAUGAUUUUUUUUGUUUUUGUUUGUUUCAUGUUGUAUGAUGUUUUUGUGUUUUGACGCCUGACCAGCUGCUGGACAGAUGAGAGAUGCACAUUGGUCAUGUGAUGUCAGAAUGUAUUUAACAUUGUGUUUAUUAGCGUUGUGGAGCUGGAAAGACAUGUAUCUUGAUGCGUUCUUACAGAGAGACCUGCAGUGGGUGUGUUAAGAUGGAACUGUGAAAAAUCCAGGUUAUGCUUGAAUUUACAAAGAGAAACUGUCUAGAAACUUUGGCAAUAUAAUAAAAAAUCAACCUCAUGAAAAUGGUCAAAUUGACUAAAACCUCUUGGGGUGUCAUACGCAAAAACUUGUGUUUUCUCAUACACAACUCCAACAAUGGUGCUCAUGUAGGCAUCAUGGGUUCGAGUCCUGAUUCUGUUCCCCACUUUACUCCUCAUCAUGAAUAAUUUUAAUUCCUAAUUUUAAAAGACCAAAAAUCCAAUUAGAAAUGUAUUUACCGGAGUGGAACUAUUUCUAAGCAGCAGUUCCACAAUCUAAAGUUCUGGUUUGAAUAUUUUAAACAUCAAGCGGUAAUGUCGAUUUUGCCAUGGAAUCAACUUGUUUUUAGUUCAUUAAUAAGUCCAGUUGUCUUAGACAUUGUUUAAACCAAUGAAUGAACUGAUUAGGGGUGUAACGAUACGCGUAUUCGUAUUGAACCGUUCGGUACGACGCUUUCGGUUCGGUACGCGGUACGCAUUAUGUAUACCGAACGGUUCGUUGGAGUAUUUAAUUAUAUUUGAAAAAAAAAAAAAAAAAGAGAGAGAGAGAAAUAUAAUGAUAUGCGUUCAACAAGGUAGCCCAAUAACCCAAACAACGUAACAGGCAACGCCCCUGACACUCCCGAAGAAGAAAAAAACACCAUCUUAUAUGUUUAUGUUAGGCUACUCAGCAGGCGCUCGCUCACUCAGUACGCGCUGAAGGCUCGUUGCAAAAUAGCCAAUGCGUUUAACAGACUAGAAAUGAGAAGAUCCCCCAAUAACCAACAGGUCUGGUGUUUGGGUGCACUUUGGAUUCACUUUAAGCUAUAAUGGUGAUGGCAAGAGAGUGGUUUCCUUUCCAAAGCGCUCGGGCAGAAGCGCUCAUGAGGCGUCUGUCUUUGCUAAGCAACAAUGACGUGCUCUCUCCAUGAGACGCGGAAAUUUCAGCAAAGGAUAAAUGGAUUUGCAGCUCUAAAAAUCGCUUGCAGUAGCUCUGCUACUAAAUUUAUUUCAAAAUUGCAAUCCAUAUACAACUAUGAUCAGCUGAUCCUUCAUCUUGGCUGAGCUCUCAACGUUGUUACGGGAAAGGAUGAAGCUGAUUGGUUGGUUCUUGUCACAUGACCCGCGGUGCGCUUGCGGCAUUCUGAAAAGUUGAGAUGUUUUUACAUUUUGCUGUAUCUAAAACGUAUCGAACCGAACCGAACCGAACCGUGACAUCAGUGUAUCGUAUCGAACCGAACCGUGAAUUUUGUGAACCGUUACACCCCUAGAACUGAUGUAAAGAACUAGAGCUGAUGGUUGUCUUAGUCAAGAACGUGAUAGAUGUGAAACUUCUUAGAUAUGAACGAGUCCACUUUGUUCAAAGUAACUGAAUCUUAGAUGAUCGUUUUGUCCUGUGAGGUCUUGUGCAUGACUUUUGGAGCCUCUGCUAUCCCAUGUUGGCUUUAGUGGCAGACCUCUUGUGCUAUACAAGGCCAAUAAGGAGAUAUAAAAAUAGCAUCUGCGGGCCGUAGUGAUCAACUUGCACUGUUUAUGUAAAUUUUUUUAUGAAAAAUUUAUUUUUCAUGAUUGUUAUGUUCCUAAAAAUCAAUCCAGAACAGGGACUACAGUUCAUUCUUGUUUGUAUUCAUCCUCAUUUUCAUUAAACCAAUAUGCAGUAUUUAAUGUGCAAUGCGUGUUCAGGUAGAGUGUGUAAGUACUGCUGAAACUCCACAUGAACCAUCUGUGUGAAUGUAUUUUCUAGCUAAAAGACGAUCUUUUAUUUGGACAUAACCUGCUGGGUUUUGGAAGCACGGGUGAUUUAGAAGGCACUUUUGAUGUCAAGCACUGAGAGGCCACAGCAAUGGUGCCACAUUGCUCACUGUCAGGCCCUAAAAGUAUUAUUUUUCAAGUUCUGCUAACAGUAUUAUUUUUUACAGUAGCCUAUGUGCACGGACAGGGUGGUUGCUUUUCUAUGGCCAUGACUGUUAUGGUCCGGAUGGUGUGAAAAAUCAUGUUUUUUUGUUUGUUUGUUUGUUUUUUUCAGGAGCAAAAUACUGAGAUGAAAAUACACUGGGUUAUUUUUUUUUCUUUCUCCAAUACAUUGAAAAAAAGAAAAAGAAAAAUGAACAUGUAUUGUAAUUACAACAUUGAAGCUUUUUUAAUUAUUUAAAGUUUUCUUUACAAAAUGUAUAUACACACAAGUAUACCGCAAUGUAUGUAUAUGUUGUGUACAGUCAAUGCACAUCCUACAUGCGCUGGUUGCACUGUGGGAUCCCUGAAAAAAAGGAAAAUAAUAAUAAUAAUAAAAAAAAAACUAUACCGUUUGUGUUGUAAAGAAAUAGGCGGAAUGAAUAAAAGUAUUUAAAAGAGA
Carassius gibelio (silver crucian carp) is the source of this 7819-nucleotide messenger RNA. RefSeq names its product GRAM domain containing 1Ba (gene gramd1ba). Gene Ontology annotation, cellular component: endoplasmic reticulum-plasma membrane contact site; endoplasmic reticulum membrane; plasma membrane. The transcript is spliced from 20 exons. The record is from RefSeq and is a predicted model, not a curated record. The coding region runs from base 767 to 3427 and encodes 886 amino acids. NCBI's taxonomy places the organism in Eukaryota, Metazoa, Chordata, Actinopteri, Cypriniformes, Cyprinidae. Gene Ontology annotation, molecular function: sterol transfer activity; sterol binding. Gene Ontology annotation, biological process: intracellular sterol transport.